AUGGCUAAGCUUGUGCUUCUCAUCCGAGGAGCUGCGCUGCUGCUUUGUCUAUCGAUCUCCCAAACAGCUUCCACUUCCCAUGUUCAAGCGAGUGUGUCAGGAGCCUGCAUCAGCAGCGAGCGAGAUGCGCUUCUGUCCUUCAAGGCAAGCCUCCUCGACCCUGCUGGCCAUCUCUCGUCAUGGCAGGGUGAGGAUUGUUGCCAAUGGAAGGGAGUCCGGUGCAGCAACAGAACUGGCCAUCUCAUCAAGCUCAACCUCCGCAACAUCGACAUGUACGGCAUGGGCUACUACAUGUACGCCACGGGCUACUAUAUGUAUGAGUACGGCUACUACAACUACAAGUACAACUACCCGAACAGGAGCAGAUCAUUGAGCUUGUCGGCAGGCAAGAUGAGCUCUUCUUUGGCUACUUUACAACACCUGAGGUAUCUCGAUCUGAGCUGCAAUGACUUCAACGGCACAAGCAUCCCCAUGUUCUUGACUUCUCUCAAGAACCUAAGGUAUCUCAACCUCUCGUAUGCAGGAUUCAGUGGGAGAAUACCUUCCCAACUUGGCAAUCUGUCAAAGUUGCAAUAUCUUGAUCUCAGUUGGAAUUAUUAUUAUCAUUAUGGGAGGAAUAGGUCUUACACAAUGGAUCUUGCAUGGUUGCCACGUCUUUCUUUGUUGAGUCAUCUUGAGAUGAGCUAUGUGGAUCUUAGCUCUGUGAGGGAUUGGUUUGAGAUGGUUAACAUGCUUCCUUCUCUUAAAGUGCUUCGCUUGUCCGACUGUGGACUCAAUGGUACCGUGUCUGCUAGUAUAUCAAUUUCCAACCUCACACAUCUCGAGGUCCUUGAUAUGUCCACUAACACCAUCAGAAUACCUUCCCAAUUUGGAAAUCUCUCAAAGUUGCAAUAUCUUGAUGUGAGUGGGAAUUAUUAUGCUGAUGUGGAUCUUGCAUGGUUGCCACGUCUAUCUUUGUUGAGAUAUCUUGACAUGAGUUUUGUGGAUCUUGGUUCUGCGAGGGAUUGGUUUCGGAGUGUUAAUAUGCUUCCUUCUCUUAAAGUGCUUCGCUUGUCCUUUUGUGGACUCAAUGGUACCAUGUCUGCAAGUAUAUCACUUUUCAACCUCACACACCUCAAAUUCCUUGAUAUGACUUAUAACACCUUCCACACUUCACUCAGGCAUGCGUGGUUUUGGAAUCUCACAGGCCUUAAAGAGCUUUACCUCUCAGAUUCCAGCUUGGAAGGGUCCAUUCCUAGUGAUUUGGCAAAUAUGGCGUCCCUUCAAGUCAUAGACUUUAGUUGGAACAAUCUUGUGGGUUUGAUACCAACGAAAAUAGAAAAUUUGUGCAAUUUGACGAGAAUGAGGUUUGAUGGUAACAACAUAGGUUCGAGCAUAGGGGAGUUCAUGGGGCGAUUGCCAAAGUGCUCACGGAAUACACUGCAAGAAUUGUCAGUGCGGGGUGGAAAUAUGACUGGGAAUCUUCCCAUUUGGAUAGGGAACAUGACCAAUCUUAGUGUUCUUGAAGCAUCUGAAAACAUGUUGACUGGCCCUCUGCCUGUAGGACUUGGAGCACUGGGUAAUUUGGAAAUGUUGGACCUCAGCUACAAUAAGUUCAGUGGUGUGAUGUUGAAAGAACAUUUUGCAAGCUUAGGCAAAUUAGAGUUUUUGUACCUCAACUCCAAUAAGUUCAGCGGUGUGCUAUUGAAAGAACAUUUUGCAAGUUUAGGCAACUUAAAGCUUUUGGAACUCAGCCACAAUAACUUCUAUAGUGUGAAAGACCAAUUUGCAAGGUUAGGCAACUUAAAGGUUUUGGAUCUCAGCUACAAUAACUUGAACAGUGUAAAAGUUCAAUUUGCAAGCUUAGGCACAUUAGAGCGUUUGGACCUUAGCCACAAUAGCUUGAGCGGUGUGCUAUUGAAAGAACAUUUUGCUGGUUUAGGCAACUUAAAGGUUUUGUUUCUUAGCUACAAUAACUUCAACAGUGUGAAAGAACAAUUUGCAAGCUUAGGCAAAUUAGAGCAUUUGGACCUUAGCCACAAUAACUUGAGCAGUGUGCUAUGAUACGUCUCCAACGUAUCUAUAAUUUUUGAUUGCUCCAUGCUACUUUAUCUACUGUUUUAGGCAAUAUUGGGAUUUAUUAUCCACUUUUAUAUUAGUUUUGGGACUAACCUAUUAACCGGAGGCCCAGCCCAGAUUUGCUGUUUUAUGCCUAUUUCAGUGUUUCGAGGAAAAGGAAUA
Molecule: messenger RNA, 2220 nt
Organism: Triticum aestivum (bread wheat)
Lineage: Eukaryota; Viridiplantae; Streptophyta; Magnoliopsida; Poales; Poaceae
Product: receptor-like protein EIX2
Exons: 1
Coding region: 1-2043 (680 amino acids)
Molecular function (GO): protein binding
Source: RefSeq, a predicted model, not a curated record